AUGGAGUCCUGUACCGUAAACGGGAAAAUAGUCGGGGAGACAGUUGUCAUUUGCAAAUGGUUGUCCCUAAGGCUUCUAAUUCUACAGCUGUACCAUAAUGAUUGUUCAGGAGGCCACCUGGGAGUUAAGCAAACUCUACUGAAGAUCCGAGAACGGUUUUACUGGGUCAACUGUCGUGACGAUGUCGAGGGCUGGUGCCGCAAAUGCACAAGUUGUGCGGCUGUAAAGGGACUUCAAACUCGUAGUAGAGACCCAUUGAAAUCGUACAAUGUUGGUGCACCAUGGGAGAGGAUAGCCAUUGAAGUUGAGUAUCUGGAAAGUGAAAGUGGUAACAAUUGUUUCAUGGUAGUGAUGGAUUACUUCACUAAGUGGCCAGAAGUCUUCGCCAUUCCAAAUCACGAAGCUUCAACAGUUGCUGAUAAACUAGUUCAUGAAGUCUUCUGUCGUUUUGUAGUACAUUUAGAGAUUCACAGCGAUCAAGGAAGGAAUUUUGAGUCUCAAAUAUUCCAGGAAACUUGCCGAGUUAUAGGCACUCAUAAAACAAAAACAACUUCUUACCACCCACAAUCUGAAGGAAUGGUAGAAUGA
This is a messenger RNA of Parnassius mnemosyne (clouded apollo), 588 nucleotides long. The record is from the annotation of a GenBank genome assembly. Lineage: Eukaryota; Metazoa; Arthropoda; Insecta; Lepidoptera; Papilionidae.